Ornithodoros turicata is the source of this 1240-nucleotide messenger RNA. RefSeq names its product pupal cuticle protein G1A-like. Lineage: Eukaryota; Metazoa; Arthropoda; Arachnida; Ixodida; Argasidae. The coding region runs from base 99 to 1109 and encodes 336 amino acids. The transcript has 3 exons. The record is from RefSeq and is a predicted model, not a curated record.
UCUACGCGAGGGGAAAGUGGUCAAUCGCUGGUAUAAAUGGGGCCGAGUCAUUCAAGGUAGGUACUGUCUGUGCGAGCAACGCAGAACAAGACUUCAACAUGCUUAAGGCCGUAGUUCUCCUUGGACUCAUCGCCAGCUCCCUUGCCGGCCACGUUGGUGUUGGCUACGGCUAUUCUACCCUCGGCCACGUCUUCGGUGGUGCCGUUGCUGCCCCAGCCGUUGCUAGCUACGGCUACGGAGUCUCUGCCCCAGUCGUCGGCCAUGCCGUCGCUGCUCCAGCCGUCUCCUAUGCCGCCCCAGCAGUUAGCUACACCCGCUACAGCGUUGCCCGUCCAGCUGUGACCUACGCCGCUGCUCCAGCUGUCCACGCUGUUGCUGCUCCAGUUGCUGUCGCCCGUCCAGCUGUGACCUACGCCGCUGCUCCAGUUGCUGUUGCUCGCCCGGCUGUCGCUUCUUACAGUUAUGCCCCAGCUGUCCACACCGUCGCUGCCGCUCCAGUUGCUGUUGCCCGCCCAGCUGUCGCUUCUUACAGUUAUGCCCCAGCAGUCCACACCGUCGCUGCCGCCCCAGUUGCUGUUGCUCGCCCAGCUGUCGCUUCUUACAGCUAUGCUCCAGCUGUCCAGACCGUCGCUGCCGCCCCAGUUGCUGUUGCCCGCCCAGCUGUCGCUUCUUACAGCUAUGCUCCAGCUGUCCAGACUGUCGCUGCCGCCCCAGUUGCUGUUGCCCGCCCAGCCGUGACCGUUGCUGCUGCUCCAGCUGUUGCUUCCUAUUCCGUUGCUGCCCCAGCUGCCGUCGCCACCACCACCACCGUCCACCACGCUCCAGCCGUCCACACCGUCGCUGCCGCCCCAGUCGUCAGCCACGCCGUUGCUGCCGCCCCAGUCGUCAGCCACGCCGUUGCUGCCCCAGUUGUCAGCCACGCUGUUGCCGCUCCAGCUGUUGCCACAUACGGUCUUGGCUACGGUCUUGGCUACGGCCACGGUCUUGGCUACGGCCACGGUCUCACCUACGGUCUUGGUUACACCGGCUACGGCCUCAACGCUGGAUACACCCUUGGCGGAUACAACUACGGUCUCGGUGGCCACUACUACGCUCUCCGCAAGAAAUAGACAGUGACUACAAUCACAAGAACUCCCCACCAACACUAAGUCCAUGCGAAGUCAACAAUGUCCAUGUCACGACAUAUCCACGCACAACUAGAAGGUGCUGUGUUAAUAAAGUGAAAUCACUUGUUACAGUA